Coregonus sp. 'balchen' is the source of this 23704-nucleotide messenger RNA. The record is from the annotation of a GenBank genome assembly. NCBI's taxonomy places the organism in Eukaryota, Metazoa, Chordata, Actinopteri, Salmoniformes, Salmonidae.
AUGGAGUCUAUGCACACGAUGUCUAUCAAGCUGCUUUGCUCCAGUUCUCCCUCAAACGAGGGAGCCAAAGAUCCCCGAAACUUUGGCCUGUCAGUCCAUUUCUCUGCUCUCACCUCACUCCUACUUCCUUUGUCCGCUGCAGAUGACGAUGGACGAAAAGUAUGUCAACAACAUCUGGGACCUUCUGAAGAACGCCAUCCAGGAGAUCCAGAGGAAGAACAACAGCGGGCUGAGCUUCGAGGAGCUCUACAGGAACGCCUACACCAUGGUGCUGCACAAACACGGCGAGAAGCUCUACACGGGCCUCCGGGAGGUGGUCACUGAGCACCUCAUCAACAAAGUAAGGCCAAUGAACGCAGGGUGGUAGAUGAAUGUGUUCAUCCCAGUGCAGGUCGGGAUGUUGAUUCAGUACUGGGUGCUGUUCAUUAGGGCAUGCGACAAGAAAACAUUUUAAAAGCAUUUAGCAACAGACAAUGAAAACGAGUGUUUCUUAUUGGACGAGUCCAGGUAGUCCCUCCCUGUUUCAGCCAGUUUUCUUUCGUUUGGUGCCUCAUGAACACGACCCAGGUCUGGAUUAACGUCCCCUUUGCUGGAUUUGUGCGGGUAUGUGGAAUUAAUCACUGUCAUAAAAUCAUUGGCAGGUCUUUAGCGUAUUUUCCGUCAGUACACUUGCAGGAUCUCUGGAGUCGGGGGAAUAGUCACUGAGCUUGAUCACAGGAUGUUACUCAGCUUGACCACAAAAUUACGUUAAUUGUUGAAAAGCAAGGAAACAAAUCUUGUGAACGCCUGUCACUUGAAUCCAGGCGAUAUUAAAUUACAGGGUGAUUGGCCUGUUCACAGUAUUAAGCCUGUAUGGUAUGCUGACAGCAUGAUGAAGUGGAGCGCUCAUAUUAAACCUAUUACUGUGGAAAAGCUCUGGGGAUCUGUCUGACUAUGGCUGGAUGCGGUGGACUUGCAAAACAAAUAAAACUAUCCGGAAAACAUGAGUUGCUCCCAUUCAUUCAUCAGCCUUGUAUUUAGUGGUUGGAAAUGAAAUGAGAGAAGUUUGAGGAAUUGGGCUAUCAGAAGGUCCAGCUCCACUAUGGCCCAUAGACAUCUGACUGGAGAUUUGAAAGCCCUCUUUCAGUAAUGGUACACACACACACACAGUCCUGAUCUUUGACAAGCUCGGCUGAUUGAAAAAGCCUCCUGUUUCGGAGAGUGAAACACGAUUUGUAUUUUUGGUUUUGUUCUGUGUUUUGUCCAAUCGUGUACAGUGCCUUGCUAAAGUAUUCAUCUCCCUUGGCAUUUUUCCUAUUUUGUUGCAUUACAACCUGUAAUUUAAAUUGAUUUUUAUUUGGAUUUCAUGUAAUGGACAUACACAAAAUAGUCAAAAUUGGUGAAGUUAAAUGAAAAAAAUAACUUGUUUCAAAAAAUUUGAAAAAAUAAAUAACGGAAAAGUGGUGUGUGCAUAUGUAUUCACCCCCUUUGCUAUGAAGCCCCUAAAUAAGGUCUGGUGCAACCAAUUACCUUCAGAAGUCACAUAAUUAGUCAAAUAAAGUCCACCUGUGUGCAAUCUAAGUGUCACAUGAUCUGACACAUGAUCAUGUGACACAUGAUCAUCUGAAGGAGCUGCAAAGCUCCACAGCGGAGAUUGGAGUAUCUGUCCAUAGGACCACUUUAAGCCGUACACUCCACAGAGCUGGGCUUUACGGAAGAGUGGCCAGAAAAAAAGCCAUUGCUUAAAGAAAAAAAUAAGCAAACACGUUUGGUGUUCGCCAAAAGGCAUGUGGGAGACUCCCCAAACAUAUGGAAGAAGGUACUCUGGACAGAUGAGACUAAAUUUGAGCUUUUUGGCCAUCAAGGAAAAUGCUAUGUCUGGCGCAAACCCAACACCUCUCAUCACCCCGAGAACACCAUCCCCACAGUGAAGCAUGGUGGCAGCAUCAUGCUGUAGGGAUGUUUUUAAUCGGCAGGGACUGGGAAACUGGUCAGAAUUGAAGGAAUGAUGGAUGGCGCUAAAUACAGGGAAAUUCUUGAGGAAAACCUGUUUCAGUCUUCCAGAGAUUUGAGACUGGGAUGGAGGUUCACCUUCCAGCAGGACAAUGACCCUAAGCAUACUGCUAAAGCAACACUUGAGUGGUUUAAGGGGAAACAUUUAAAUGUCUUGGAAUGGCCUAGUCAAAGCCCAGACCUCAAUCCAAUUGAACAUCUGUGGUAUGACUUAAAGAUUGCUGUGCACCAGCGGAACCCAUCCAACUUGAAGGAGCUGGAGCAGCUUUGCCUUGAAGAAUGGGCAAAAAUCCCAGUGGCUAGAUGUGCCAAGCUUAUAGAGACAUACCCCAAGAGACUUGCAGCUGUAAUUGCUGCAAAAGGUGGCUCUACAACGUAUUGACUUUGGGGGGGUGAAUAGUUAUGCACGCUCAAGUUUUCUGUUGUUUUUUUUGUCUUAUUUCUUUUUUGUUUCACCCCCCAAAAAAUAUUUUGCAUCUUCAAAGUGGUAGGCAGGUUGUGUAAAUGAAAUGAUUCAAACCCCCCAAAAAUCCAUUUUAAUUCCAGGUUGUAAGGCAACAAAAUAGGAAAAAUGCCAAAGGGGGUGAAUACUUUCGCAAGCCACUGUAGGUACUAGGAAGCAGAUCAAUCUGCCUAUUGGUGCUUUAAUCAGUGAUUGUGAUAGCCUUUGACCUUGGGAAAGAGUUUGUGUGAUUAGUUAUACAUCUGUCUGAGGAUAGAUUGUGUAUCACAUGAUCCCUAUAACAUUCCUGUUUAUACUACACACCAUGUAGGCCAACAUAGUCCACUGAAUGAGUAGCAGCAGGAAGCAGCAUCAGAUUAUCUUGAAACCGUGACAGGUUUCUAUGGCGUCUGCAAACUAUUUGGAGCAAUGACAUUACUGGGCCAAUGAAAUAUUUACAUUUACAUUUUACAUUUUAGUCAUUUAGCAGACGCUCUUAUCCAGAGCGACUUACAGGAGCAAUUAGGGUUAAGUGCCUUGCUCAAGGGCACAUUAACGUCAUUUAGCAGACGCUCUUAGCCAGAGCGACUCACAAAUUGGUGCGUUCACCCUAUAGCCAGUGGGAUAACCACUUUACAAUUUGGGGGGGGGGGGGGGUUAGAAGGAAUACUUUAUCCUAUCCCAGGUAUUCCUUAAAGAGGUGGGGUUUCAAAUGUCUCCGGAAGGUGGUGAGUGACUCCGCUGUCCUGGCGUCGUGAGGGAGCUUGUUCCACCAUUGGGGUGCCAGAGCAGCGAACAGUUUUGACUGGGCUGAGCGGGAGCUAUGCUUCCGCAGAGGAAGGGGAGCCAGCAGGCCAGAGGUGGAUGAACGCAAUGCCCUCGUUUGGGUGUAGGGACUGAUCAGAGCCUGAAGGUACAGAGGUGCCGUUCCCCUCACUGCUCCAUAGGCAAGCACCAUGGUCUUGUAGCGGAUGCGAGCUUCAACUGGAAGCCAGUGGAGUGUGCGGAGGAGGGGGGUGACGUGAGAGAACUUGGGAAGGUUGAACACCAGACGGGCUGCGGCAUUCUGGAUGAGUUGUAGGGGUUUAAUGGCACAGGCAGGGAGGCCAGCCAACAGCGAGUUGCAGUAGUCCAGACGGGAUAUCUAUGCAGGGCUAGGGCUGUGGCGGUCAUACAAUUUUGUCAGCCGGGUGAUUGUCAUUCAAAUAACUGACGGUCUCACAGUAAUUGAUGCGAAAAGAAAGAACAAUAUAAUUGAACAGGAAUAAAAUAGAAAGGAUAUUUUUCUCCAAACGAUUUUAGGGAGUGCACACAUGCGGCUAUUCUUUGUUGAGCGGUUAACAAAGAAACAGGUCCUCCUACAGUGGGGAGAACAAGUAUUUGAUACACUGCCGAUUUUGCAGGUUUUCCUACUUACAAAGCAUGUAGAGGUCUGUAAUUUUUAUCAUAGGUACACUUCAACUGUGAGAGACGGAAUCUAAAACAAAAAUCCAGAAAAUCACAUUGUAUGAUUUUUAAGUAAUUCAUUUGCAUUUUAUUGCAUGACAUAAGUAUUUGAUACAUCAGAAAAGCAGAACUUAAUAUUUGGUACAGAAACCUUUGUUUGCAAUUACAGAGAUCAUACAUUUCCUGUAGGUCUUGACCAGGUUUGCACACAAUGCAGCAGGGAUUUUGGCCCACUCCUCCAUACAGACCUCCUCCAGAUCCUUCAGGUUUCGGGGCUGUCGCUGGGCAAUACGGACUUUCAGCUCCCCUCCAAAGAUUUUCAAAAAUCCAGAAAAUCACAUUGUAUGAUUAAGUAAUUAAUUUGCAUUUUAUUGCAUGACAUAAGUAUUUGAUCACCUACCAACCAGUAAGAAUUCCGGCUCUCACAGACCUUUUCUUUAAGAAGCCCUCCUGUUCUCCACUCAUUACCUGUAUUAACUGCACCUGUUUGAACUCGUUACCUGUAUAAAAGACACCUGUCCACACACUCAAUCAAACAGACUCCAACCUCUCCACAAUGGCCAAGACCAGAGAGCUGUGUAAGGACAUCAGGGAUAAAAUUGUAGACCUGCACAAGGCUGGGAUGGGCUACAGGACAAUAGGCAAGCAGCUUGGUGAGAAGGCAACAACUGUUGGCGCAAUUAUUAGAAAAUGGAAGAAGUUCAAGAUGACGGUCAAUCACCCUCGGUCUGGAGCUCCAUGCAAGAUCUCACCUCGUGGGGCAUCAAUGAUCAUGAGGAAGGUGAGGGAUCAGCCCAGAACUACACGGCAGGACCUGGUCAAUGACCUGAAGAGAGCUGGGACCACAGUCUCAAAGAAAACCAUUAGUAACACACUACGCCGUCAUGGAUUAAAAUCCUGCAGCGCACGCAAGGUCCCCCUGCCCGUCUGAAGUUUGCCAAUGACCAUCUGGAGGAUCCAGAGGAGGAAUGGGAGAAGGUCAUGUGGUCUGAUGAGACAAAAAUAGAGCUUUUUGGUCAAAACUCCACUUGCCGUGUUUGGAGGAAGAAGAAGGAUGAGUACAACCCCAAGAACACCAUCCCAUCCGUGAAGCAUGGAGGUGGAAACAUAAUUCUUUGGGGAUGCUUUUCUGCAAAGGGGACAGGACGACUGCACCGUAUUGAGGGGAGGAUGGAUGGGGCCAUGUAUCGCGAGAUCUUGGCCAACAACCUCCUUCCCUCAGUAAGAGCAUUGAAGAUGGGUCGUGGCUGGGUCUUCCAGCAUGACAACGACCCGAAACACACAGCCAGGGCAACUAAGGAGUGGCUCCGUAAGAAGCCUCUCAAGGUCCUGGAGUGGCCUAGCCAGUCUCCAGACCUGAACCCAAUAGAAAAUCUUUGGAGGGAGCUGAAAGUCUGAUUGCCCAGCGACAGCCCCGAAACCUGAAGGAUCUGGAGAAGGUCUGUAUGGAGGAGUGGGCCAAAAUCCCUGCUGCAGUGUGUGCAAACCUGGUCAAGACCUACAGGAAAUGUAUGAUCUCUGUAAUUGCAAACAAAGGUUUCUGUACCAAAUAUUAAGUUCUGCUUUUCUGAUGUAUCAAAUACUUAUGUCAUGCAAUAAAAUGCAAAUUAAUUACUUAAAAAUCAUACAAUGUGAUUUUCUGGAUUUUUGUGUACCUAUGAUAAAAUUACAGACCUCUACAUGCUUUGUAAGUAGGAAAACCUGCAAAAUGUGUGAUACAAACGUUAGGCUAUAUGUUUUGAUUUCUAAUACAUGAUGUGACAUGAUGAUUUCACGAAAGGGAAGCUCUCUGCUCUGUUUCUUGUGCAGGCUGCAAACACUUCAUCAGUAUUUCAUUCACAAUUUGACAAGCACUUGAUAAUAUUCUCACGCAUUAUUCUCAAUUUAAUCUGGUCUUUACAUAUAGCCUAUGUGUGGAAUAAAAAAUAGAAAUCGUCCAUAGCCUGCAUUCGAAUAGCGAAUGGAGGUUCUGUGCAGUUACUUUUUUAAUAUGCCAGGUAUGCCACACUGUUUGUAAAGCGGAUUUAAUGUGCUGAAUUUGUAAGACUUGAUCAAUAAAUAUAGCAGCACGAGAAAGCUGGGAUCUGCUUUUAUUAAAUAGUGGCCAGUUAACUCUGUUUUCAUGUGUGAUUGCUAGGCUCUGUAGGCUAUGGGCUCUCCAACCAUGUUUCAGGGGUUUUGGCACUAUAGGCUACGUUUUGGAGUUAUUUGUUCACUUCAGUUGUGAUGAUACCCCAUUUUCACUCACCACCUUCCGGAAACAUUUCAAACCCCACCUCUUUAAGGAACACCUGGGAUAGGAUAAAGUAAUCCUUCUAUCCCCCCCCCAAAAAAAAUUUAAAUAAAAAAUAAAGUGGUUAUCCCACUGGCUAUAAGGUGAAUGCACCAAUUUGUAAGUCGCUCUGGAUAAGAGCGUCUGCUAAAUGAUGUAAAUGUAAUGAUACAAACCUUAGCAAAACAUAUAGGCCAAUGGGCUAGGCUUCAUGAUGCAUGCGACUAAAAAAUGAAUGCGCUGUGCAUCAUUCACAAGUGAUAACUAUUCUCAAUUUAAUAUUGUCUUUACAUAUACUAAAUAAUGUGUGAAAUUAGUUUUGAUUUAGAAUGGGCGAUUUAUCAUGCACCUGUUGGAACAGGGGCAGGGUAAAAAAGACGUCAUCCAUAUGCACUUGGAGUGAAAAAUGUAUGCACUCACUAACUGUAAGUCGCUCUGGAUAAGAGCGUCUGCUAAAUGACUAAAAUGUAAAAUGUGAAAAUGAGUACGCUUUUCCCAUGGUUCAUUUUCAUGCCCGCCUGGUAGGCUACUCCGGUUGUAAAACGAAGCAAAGUGUUUUUAUAUUUGGAAAGUUAAGAAAUAAAUAUAGUAGGCCUAGCCUAUAGAAAGCUGAUGGGAUUCUCCUUUUGUUAAUAGAGGCCAUCAACUCUGUUUUCUCACGCAAUUGCAUAGCCUAUAGAAAUGUUGCACAACAGGAAAACUUAUUUCAUUCCAUGCAUCAACCACCUAUGCUUAUUAUUAUUAUUAUUAUUAUUAUUAUUAUUAUUACCUAUGAGGAGCUGGCUCCGCUCAAACUCUGAAUACCAGGGAUCUCAUGAAGUGUUUGAUUUUGAUUUUCGAUACCAUUUGCAUUGAUGUCAGAGUGAUUAGAGGGACAAUAGAGCGCUGAGUACCGGCCAUUAGCGUCUGGCCGUUAGCAUGUUUGGUAGGCUACUAAUGACCAUCAGAGGCAUCAGAUGACUGCGGUCAUGACUGCCAGUGUGGCUGUAAUACGGUCAUCAUAACAGCCUUAUGUAGGGCGACAUGUCUACCUUUUGAGAUGACCAAUCCUCGCUGUGGAUGUCAAUAUUUCAGCAGUGGCCUUAAAAAAAACACACCACCCAAUUGGCAUCUCAGAAUUAAAACAAAUUCUCUCCCAUUGACGUUCUGUUCCUGUCCCCCACAUUUGCAAUCAGAGUAAUAGGGUAAAUCCAUUUGAAUUCAAUCACUUUUUGACAGCAUCCCUUUUGAUUUAAACAAAACUUUCCAUACAUGUUUGCCCAUGAAAGAAGGGGUCAUAAAGUGACUUUUUGGACCUAAAUGCCAAAACAUUCAGGAGAUAAAGGUGCUCAAAGUUGACCCAUUUUGCAUACCCCACCAUACUAUGAGACAUCCAUGUCUUUAUCACUGGAAAAGAGAAACGAUUGAGUUUGAUAUCAUUUAAAAGCUUAGUCUUGUCAAACUGUGAUCAGUUCUUGGGGAAAAGUUUUUGCAUAACAAUUGUCAUUUUUUAACCAUUUCACAUCAAUUAUUUAAAAAAUCUGUAAACUCUGAUUUGUUUCAUAUUUGCAUAAAUUGUAGCUUAGACCCUAUUUCACAUAAUCUGAGGUUUUUGUGUUGUGCCCGCCAUUGGUUGAGACACAACAUGCUCUUAAAUACAGGGUGGGUGUCAUUUAAAUCAUAGAAAUAUAAUUAAUAGAAUGGGCCUAUCCUUUCCGACCACUGAAAUUUUGCUGGUACACCAUUAGGCUUGGGCGAUAUACCAGGGUAUUUUGAAAUACAAAGGUAUGAUUUUCAAUACCGUCCCUGGGCCUCCCUAAAGCUCUAAGCCCCCAUUCUUAAAAUAGUUUGUUCGCUUGCGCUUGUUAGCAUUUAGCUAGCUACGGUAAUUCACUACUAAUUUGUUAGCAUUUCGAGAGCUUGGGACUAUAAGGUUCUAUAUGCAUUUUUGUCAAUAUUGAGUUAUUGACAUAGGCAUGUUCUGUUCAAAGUUCUUUACCUAUAUAGUGUUCUAAAUACCCCAAUUCAUUUCUGACACCAUUCAAACCAAUGAGGGUUUGGAACUUUAAAGGCAAUUACCUCAAUCAUAUUCUUUCUCAGAGAACCGUAUAGUCCCAAGCUCUCGAUUUGUAAAAAAAUAAAUAAUAAUUACCUUUGGAAAUAAAUAGUGCCCCGUGUGUGCACAUAUACCCCGGCAUGGUACAGGAUUUGUAUGAAAAUCUGGAUCCCGCCCCAACCCUAUACAUCAUUUUUACAAUUUAAAGAUGCACUAUGCAGAAAUCGCUCCGCCAUUUCCUGGUUGCUAAAAUUCUAAUAGUUCGCGUAAUUUCAGUUUCUGACAAAACAAGCAAGUAUAGUGUUGAGAAUCAUUGUACCAUCUAAACCGCUAGCAAAUAUAUUUUCCAUAUCACAACAUUUUGUAUUUUCACCUGUUUGAAGCUGGUGUACAAAACCGAAAGUAAAAGACGCAAAAACUAAACUUAAAGACGGGAUGCAUAGAAAUACACACACAACAGAUCUACCACUUCUUACACUUUCUUUCAAUGACAGAUCAUUAACAAACAUUUCUAUGUGAAUUUUGUUGGGUCAGCCAAAAAGUUACAUAUUGCAGUAAGUAUCAAGGCACGCAAAAGACAUUAACAAAAGCUCAAACACCCAAAUACGUCCUUGUAGAAACGGACAUGCUCUCAGUAUAGUGAUGUAGUACACAUUAAAUUGUGUCAUUCCGAAGUUUAUCCGCAACGUUAUAUUCCAUUUUGUAUGACUCGAUACGUUUAUUCUACCAGAUGUGCUGCGCGGGCUGUGCCCGUGUACUAUAGGGACACGCUCGGGCCGGCACAACUGCGUGGGGCAACAGCGCGACUUGUACCGUUGAGGAUAAAGUUCGGAAUCUAAAGACCUACAUCACUAUACUGAGAGCAUGUCCUUUUCUACAAGGACAUAUUUAGGUGUUUUUUGAGCUUUUGUUAAUGUAUUUUGCGUUCCCUGAAACGGUACAACGAACAAUGAGGAAGUUUAUUGCAGCUGGGGUAUUUUUAAGAAAACAAACAAGCCCCCCCCCCCAAAAAAAAGUGUCUGACCUUUCUAUAACAUGCCAUUUACAGUGCAUUAGAAAAAUAUUCAGACCCCUUGACUUUUUCCACAUUUUGUUACAUUACAGCCUUAUUCUAAAAUGGAUUAAAUGGUUUUUCCCCCUCAUCAAUCUACAUACAAUACCCCUUAAUGACAAAGCAAAAACUGGUUUUUAGAAAUGUUUAUAAAUGUAUUAAAAAUAUAACUGAAACAUCACAUUUACAUACAGUACCAGUCAAAAGUUUGGACACACCUACUCAUUCCAGGGUUUUUCUUUAUUUUUACUAUUUUCUAUAUUGUAGAAUAAUAGUGAAGAGAUCAACACUAUGAAAUAACACAAAUGGAAUCAUGUAGUAACUAAAAAAGUGUUAAACAAAUCAAAAUAUAUAUUAGAUGCUUCAAAGUAGCGACCCUUUGCCUUGAUGACAGCUUUGCACACUCUUGGCAUUCUCUCAACCAGGUUCACCUGGAAUGCAUUUCAAUUAACAGGCGUGCCUUGUUAAAAGUUAAUUUGUGGAAUUUCUUUCCUUCUUAAUGAUCAGUUGUGUUGUGAGAAGGUAGGGGUGGUAUACAGAAGAUAGCCCUAUUUGGUAAAAGACCAAGUCCAUAUUAUUGCAAGAACAACUCAAAUAAGCAAAGAGAAAUGACAGUCCAUCAUUACAUGAAGGUCAGUCAAUCCAGAAAAUGUCAAGAACUUUGAAAGUUUCUUCGAGUGCAUUCGUAAAAACCAUCAAGCGCUACGAUGAAACUGGCUCUCACGAGGACCGCCACAGGAAAGGAAGACCCAGAGUUACCUCUGCUGCAGGGGAUAAGUUCAUUAGAAUAACUGCACCUCAAAUUGCAGUCCAAAUAAAUGCUUCACAGAGUUCAAGUAACAGACACAUCUCAACAUCAACUGUUCAGAGGAGACUUUGUGAAUCAGGCCUUCAUGGUCGAAUUGCUGCAAAGAAACCACUACUAAAGGACACCAAUAAGAAGAGACUUGCUUGGGCCAAGAAACACGAGCAAUGGACAUUAAACCGGUGGAAAUCUGUUCGUUGGUCUGAUGAGUCCAAAUUUGAGAUUUUUGGUUCCAACUGCCGUGUCUUUGUGAGACGCAGAGUAGGUGAACGGAUUAUCUCUGCAUUUGUGGUUCCCACCGAGAAGCAGGAGCUGUGGGGGUGCUUUGCUGGUGACACUGUCUGUGAUUUAUUUAGAAUUCAAGGCACACUUAACCAGCAUGGCUACCACAGCAUUCUGCAGCGAUACGCCAUCCCAUCUGGUUUGCGCUUAGUGUGACUAUAAUUUGUUUUUCAACUGGACAAUGACCCAAAACCACCUCCAGGCUGUGUAAGAGCUAUUUGACCAAUAAGGAGAGUGAUGGAGUGCUGCAUCAGAAGACCUGGCCUCCACAAUCACCCGACCUCAACACAAUGUAGAUGGUUUGGGAUGAGUUGGACCGCAGAGUGAAGGGAAAGCAGCCAACAAGUGCUCAGCAUAUGUGGGAACUCCUUCAAGACUGUUGGAAAAGCAUUCCUCAUGAAGCUGGUUGAGAGAAUGCCAAGAGUGUGCAAAGCUGUCAUCAAGGCAAAGGGUGGCUACUUUGAAGAAUAUACAAUAUAUUUUGAUUUGUUUAACACUUGAUUCCAUAUGUGUUAUUUCAUAGUUUUGAUGUCUUCACUAUUAUUCUACAAUGUAGAAAAUAGUUUAAAAAAUUAAGAAAAACCAUGGAAUGAGUAGGUGUGUCCAAACUUUUGACUGGUACUGUAAGUAUUCAGACCCUUUAUUUUGUUGAAGCACCUUUGGCAGCGAUAACAGCCUCAAGUCUUCUUGGGUAUGACGCUACAAGCUUGGCACACCUGUAUUUGGGGAGUUUUUCCCGUUCUUCUCUGCAGUUCCUCUGAAGCUCUGUCAGGUUGGAUGAGGAGCGUCGCUGCACAGCUAUUUUCAGGUCUCUCUGGAGAUGUUCGGUCGGGUUCAAGUCCGGGCUCUGGCUGAGCCACUCAAGGACAUUCAGAGACUUGUCCCGAAGCCACUCCUGCGUUGUCUUGGCUGUGUGCUUAGGGUCGUUGUCCCGUUGGAAGGUGAACCUUCCGCCCCAGUCUGAGGUCCUGAGCGCUCUGGAGCAGGUUUUCAUCAAGGAUCUCUCUCUACUUUGCUCCGUUCAUCUUUCCCUCGAUCCUGACUAUUCUCCCAGUCCCUGCCGCUGAAAAAUCUCCCCACAGCAUGAUGCUGCCACCACCAUGUUUCACCGUAGGGAUGGUGCCAGGUUUCCUCCAGACGUGAAUCUUGGUUUCAUCAGAUCAGAGAAUCUUGUUUCUCAUGGUCUGAGUCCUUUAGGUGCCUUUUGGCAAACUCCAAGCGGGCUGUCAUGUGCCUUUUACUGAGGAGUGGCUUCCAUCCGGCCACUCUACCAUAAAGGCCUGAUUGGUGGAGUGCUGCAGAGAUGGUUGUCCUUCUGGAAGGUUCUCCCAUCUCCACAGAGGAACUCUGGAGCUCUGUCAGUGACCAUCAGGUUCUUGGUCGCCUCCCUGACCAAGGCCCUUCUCCCCUGAUUGUUCAGUUUGGCAGUGGGGCCAGCUCUAGGAAAAGUCUUGGUGGUUCCAAACUUCUUCCAUUUAAGAAUGAUGGAGGCCACUGUGUUAUUGGGGAUCUUCAAUGCUGCAGACAUUUUUUGGUGCCCUUCCCCAGAUCUGUGCCUCGACACAAUCCUGUAUCGGAGCUCUAUGGACAAUUCCUUCAACCCCGUGGCUUGGUUUUUGCUCUGAUAUGCACUGUCAACUGUGGGACCUUAUAUAGACAGGUGUGUGCCUUUUCCAUAGCAAAGGGUCUGAAUACUAAUGUAAAUAAGGUAUUUCUGUUUUUCAUUUUUUUUAUAAAUUUGCAAAACAUUCUAAAAACCUGUUUUCGCUUUGUCAUUAUGGGGUAUUGUAUGUAGAUUGAUGAGGGGGGAAAAUACUUUCAUCCAUUUUAGAAUAAGGCUGUAAUGUAACAAAAUGUGGAAAAGGGGAAGGGGACUGAAUACUUUCCGAAUGCACUGUAUAUCGAAAAUAGAGGAAAAUUCUCCUUUAAAGGUUAAAAAAGGACCAUUUGUAUAAAUUUCCCCCCCCCCAAAAGUUAUUAAAUAGUUUGACAACCCAGUUUGUAAGCUUUUAAAUUAUAUAAAUCUCAACCAUUUAUCUUUUCCAGUGAUGAAGACACGGAUGUCUCAUGGUAUGGUAUGAAAAAUUGGUCAACUUUGAGUGCUUUUAUCUCUUGAAUUUUUGGCAUUCGGGUCCAGGAAGUCACCACCUGAGCACUUCUACAAUGGGUAAAUAUGCAUGGAAGGUUUUGUUUAAAUCAAAAGGGGGGCUGUCAAAAAGGGAUUGAAUUCAACUGGAUUUACUCAAUAUUAACAAUCUUGUGCAAAUCAAAGCAGCUGCCAUUGAUGGAUUGGUCUUUUUGUGUUUUGAACAAUGUUUUCGAAAGUCUUACAUUUGGAUGAUGGUGUUUUAGGCUACUAGACAUAAGGACAACAUAUUCAUCAGUGUGUGGUUAUAGUGAGCUAAGAGUUCACUUUCCAUUGAGUUAGUGUGUGUGAGUCAGUAUGCUGGGCACUGUUUCACUAAAUGGAUGACGAUGACGUCUCUCUGCCUGGAGUUGAUCAGCACAGUGUCCUCUAGAGUCCCAUGCAGAGAGUGAAGGGGACACACUCAGAGAGAGGAGCUUGUGGAGGGAGAGGCUCACAGACAGAGCGUGUGUCAUGCAGAGAAAGCGAGAUGGGCUCAGUGUGCUGAUUCAUCAGUGUGGUGUUGGUGUAGUAUCAAACGAAUGCCUCUCUGUCUGACUGUGCUGCUGCUUCCCCACAGGUACGGGAAGAUGUCCUCAACUCACUAAACAACAACUUCCUCCAAACACUGAACCAAGCCUGGAACGACCACCAGACGGCCAUGGUCAUGAUCAGAGACAUCCUCAUGUACAUGGUGAGCGGCACCACCAGCUACCAGAGCCAUGGAUUUAGAGAGUUGGGCCAACUUUUAGAAUUUUGAAUAUUGUUUUGAUUCUAGACAUACAGUUACAUAGCAUUAUUUUAAUAUUCCCCAUGUAAUGUUAAUGGGGCGCUAACAUGGCUGCCAUAGAAUAAAAAAAUAUAUAUAUUUUAGUAUUUUGUUCAUUCGUCCACUGUUGAUCCAGUCAGAUACGUUUUCAAGAUAGAGCACUUUAAGUAAAAAUCUAAAAGUGAUGCUACGUUUUGCAUCAUAUGAUGUGUUCUGCAUCAUCACACUUUUAGAAAACAUAACUGCUAACAUAAGUACAAUUUGUGCUUAUCGGACGUGCACUCUUCUUAGUUAUUAGGAUUUGACUGUAUUUCUCAAUACAGUAUCGUCACGUAACCCUCCCUUGGACUGGCAAUGCAUUGCUUCCUGGCUGCAGGUCUCAAACGUGCUCCGGGGUGAAGUUUCCCUUAAGUACAGAUCAGCUUCCCAAUCCUAACCAUAACCAUUAGUGGGGUAAAUGCAAACCUUAACCCAAGAUCAACCUUGACUGACAAAGCUUCCCCCUCUCUUCCUCUUGUUUCCCAGGACCGGGUGUACGUGCAGCAGAACAGCGUGGAGAACGUCUACAACCUGGGCCUGAUCAUCUUCAGAGACCAGGUGGUGCGCUAUGGCUGCAUCCGAGACCACCUCCGACAGACCCUCCUGGACAUGAUCGCACGGGAGAGGAAGGGCGAGGUGGUGGAUAGGUAUAAUAAUAUGACCCCGUCUAUACACAGGCCCCGUUCGACUUCUAUAAAAGUGCACAAACUCCUAGCUUCGUUGAAGGAAUCACUGAAAUGACUGGACAAGUGGAAUCACUAGAAAUGACUAGACAAGUGGAAUCACUAGAAAUGACUAGACAAGUGAAAGACAUUGGGUGGAACGCUUGCGUUCAUCUGUCCAGUCAGGUCUAAGCAUUGACUGUUUCAAGGAAGGGAGGGAGGAAGGAAGGAUGCACUUUGAAGGAAUUUGAACAGAGCCACAGUUUCUGAGCUGAAGGAAGCAGUGUUUCUCCCGAUAAAGAAAAUCACAACCCUAAUCCAUGAUUAUUUCAUUGUGCUCUUUGUUACAUUUAAAAAGUAUCUGUUACAGUCUUUGAGCUGACCCAGACCUAAAUGGCACCAUAUACACAAAACAUUGAUCAUAUUUAGUUGCACCCCCUUUUGCCCUCAGAACAGCCUCAAUUCGUCUGGGCAUGGACUCUACAAGGCAUCGAAAGCUUUCGAUAGGAAUGCUGGUCCAUUUAGACCCCAAUGCUUCCCACAAGUUGGCUGGAUGUCCUUUGGGUGGUGGACCAUUUUUGAUACACAUGGGAAACUGUUGAGUGUGAAAAACCCAGCAGCGUUGCAGUUCUUGACACACUCAAACCGGUGCGCCUGGCACCUACUACCAUACCCUGUUCAAAGGCACUUAAAUAUUUUGUCUUGCCCAUUCACCCUCUGAAUGGCACACAUACACAAUCCAUGUCUCAAUUUUCUCAAGGCUUAAAAAUCCUUCUUUAACCUGCCUCCUCCCCUUCAUCUACAUUGAUUGAAGUGGAUUUAACAAGUGACAUCAAUAAGGGAAAAUAGCUUUCACCUGGAUUCACCUGGUCAGUCUAUAUCAUGGACAAAGCAGGUGUUCCUAAUGUUAUGUACACUCAGUGCACUACUUUUGACCAAGGCCCAUAAUAGAAUGCAAUUUGGGAUUCAACUGUACUUGACUCUCUCUCUCUCUCGAUCUCUCUAUCAGGGGGGCGAUCAGAAAUGCCUGCCAGAUGUUAAUGAUCUUAGGCCUCGAAGGGAGGUCUGUUUACGAAGAGGACUUUGAGGCCCCGUUUUUAGAAAUGUCUGCAGAGUUCUUCCAGGUUUGUAAGAAUCCCUCCCCCCACCCAUCUAUUCACACAUUUAAUUCGCUUGCAGUGAUAUGUUGUUCACCUACUAUCAUGUUAUAUACAUAAUGUGUAUGCCCUCUCAAUCACCCAAGGUGCUCCUAACCCCGUGUUUGUUUGCCCUCCAGAUGGAAAGUCAAAAGUUUUUGGCAGAGAACAGCGCAAGCGUGUACAUAAAGAAAGUGGAGGCGCGGAUAAAUGAGGAGAUCGAGCGUGUGCUGCACUGCCUGGACAAGACGACGGAGGAGCCCAUCGUCAAGGUGGUGGAGCGGGAGCUCAUCUCCAAGCACAUGAAGACCAUCGUGGAGAUGGAGAACUCGGGCCUCGUCCACAUGCUCAAGAACGGAAAGACAGAGGGUCAGUUUGCCACACUACUACUACUACAGUCCCAGCUAUGGCAUGUGUCCCAAAUGGCACCUUAUUCCCUAUGCAGUGAACUACUUUUGACAGGGCCGAUAGGGCUCUGGUCAAAAGUAGUGCACUAUGUAGGGCAUAGGGUGCCAUUUGGGACAUAUACCCUUUCUUUUUUCAUGAAAAGGAUAUUUUACCCCGAUGUUAAAGUUUGUCAGACGUUUGCAGAAUAAUUGAGUAAUGUAUAUUGUGUGAAUCUGUGUUGUUAUCGUGUGCAUACUUGGUACCACCCUUGCCAUAUCAAUGUCAGCAAUUCAAUAUUUCUUGUGAAAUGUAUUCCGUGUGGUGGGGUGGUCUUUGGAUACUAAUGUGUGUGUGUGUGUGUGUGUGUGUGUGUGUGUGUGUGUGUACGUACGCGAACGAACGCAGACCUGGCGUGUAUGUAUAAGCUCUUUAGCAGAGUGCCAAACGGACUGAAGACCAUGUGUGAGUGCAUGAGCUCCUACCUCCGCGAGCAGGGCAAGGCGCUGGUGUCAGAGGAGGGCGAAGGCAAAAACCCUGUAGAUUACAUCCAGGUAACUCACACAGGAAGUGACAUCAUUGACACGGGGCAGAGGGGUGUACUAAAGAUUGAUCUCUGGCUACGUUCCUGUCAUAGAUUUAACAAUAGUGGAAACUCCAGCGAAUGCUUACACUGAUCCAAUGCUUUUAAAUCCACAACAGGGACGCAAUUUCUGUUGUGAUAAUCCAUAUUGACACUAGAUGGCAGCGUACACAAGAGCAUGUAGUAAGUGCCACUGCUUUCCAAUAAUGAUGUCACGUUUUCUUCCUUCCUCCGUUUUUUUUCUCUGCAGGGUCUGUUGGAUCUGAAGUCGCGUUUCGACCGCUUCCUCCUAGAGUCGUUCAACAACGACCGGCUCUUCAAGCAGACCAUCGCAGGGGACUUUGAAUAUUUCCUCAACCUCAACUCGCGCUCCCCCGAGUACCUCUCCUUGUUCAUCGACGACAAGCUGAAGAAAGGCGUAAAAGGAGUGAGUGGUUUUCUGAUGUAAUGGGGGAAUAAAGUCCUCCCCUCAGGGCACACAGGCUUCGUCCCUAAUGACACCAUAUUCUCUACAUAGUGCCCUACUUUUGACCAGGGCCCAGCACCCUAUGGGCCCUGGUAAAAGUAGUGCACUAUAUAAGGAAUAGGUGCCAUUUGAGUCCCAGUGCUGAGUAGACUGUCUCAGCUCGUGCUGAGACGGUGAUGAGGUUACGAGAUGAGAUUCAAUCCUACUUCGUGAGCAUCCUAUUGACAUCACCGUAAACUGUUGUACUGUAGACUAAUAGGAGAGGGUUGUUUUCUGUCAUUGUUCCUGAACAACAGCCCGGAAGAAUGAAAGCUUGACCUCAUCACUCAUUUUGAAUUAUAAUAAGUUAAUGUAUUUAAAUGUCAAUCGAUAUACAGUGAGCUUCAGAAGUAUUGGGACAGUGACACAUUUGUUGUUGUUUUGGCUCCAGCACUUUGGAUUUGAAAUGAUACAAUAACUAUGAGGUUAAAGUGCAGACUGUCAGCUUUAAUUCGGGUGAACCAUUUAGAAAUUAUAGCACUUUUUGUAGAUAGUCCCCCCAUUUUAGGGGAACAAAAGUAUUAGGACAAAUUCACUUAUGUGUAUUAAAAGUUCAGUAUUUGGGCCCAUAUUCAUAGCACGCAAUGACUACAUCAAGCUUGUGACUCUACACAUUUGUUGGAUGCAUUGUGUUUCAGAUGAUUUUGUGCCCAAUAGAAAUGAAUGGUAAAUAAUGUAUUGUGUCAUUUUGGGAUCACUUUUAUUGUAAAUAAGAAUAGAAUAUGUUUCUAAACACUUCUACAGUAAUGUGGAUGCUACCAUGAUUACGGAUAAUCCUGGAUGAAUCGUGAAUAAUGGAGGUUAGCAUUUUUAGGGGGUAUGAUAUUUGUGCAUCUAUCUUUCUCACUCAUCAUUAUUCAUGAUUCAUCCAGGAUUAUCUGUAAUCAUGGUAGCAUCCAAAUUAAUGUAGAAGUGUUUAGAAACCUGUUCUAUGCUGGAGUACAGAGCCAAAACAACAAAAUAUGUCACUGUCCCAAUACUUCUGGAGCUCACUGUAUAAGGAGUUCAAUAUAUUUAAUUAAAUCAGUGUUUGAAAUGUAAUAAUUUAAAGUGUGUGUGUGCUCGUGUAACGCUCGCUUUCCUCUCGUCCUGUGUGUGUAGUUGACGGAGCAGGAGGUGGAGUCGAUCCUGGACAAGGCCAUGGUGCUCUUCAGGUUCAUGCAGGAGAAGGAUGUGUUUGAGAGGUACUACAAACAGCACCUAGCCAGGAGGCUGCUCACCAACAAGAGCGUCUCGGACGACUCGGAGAAGAACAUGAUCUCUAAGCUCAAGGUGAGGAGACUGAGGAAGAGCAGUAGCUACAUAUCUUAAGAUCUUCCAUCCAUUAACACAUUCAUCAACUGUUUGUUUCAGGUAUAUUGUAGCACCUUCAAUACCUAAUAAGUGCGACCUUGUGUUCAAAUACUAUUUCAAAUAUUUCAUAUACUUUGAGCGUUUGCUUUAGCCUGCUUGGGGUGCCAUGUUGGAGGGGUUUGCACUUUUGGUGCUUUUUGAUUGGUUCAAUUGCAACAGGCAACCUCAAGCUAGCAACGCUAAAGUUUUUGAAAUUAUUUUGAAUUGUAUUUUGAUCCCAGGUCUGGUACUUUACACAUGGCAAUACAUUUUGAAAUUGAACUGCACAGAAACUCUGUGUUGAACUACAGCUCAGCUGAGUGGAGAGUCAGUGUGACAGAAACGGAUAGCGCAAGUGAAGUGUUGUUUAAUAGAUCUGUCUCACGCUCUCUCUUCCUCUCGCUCUUUCUCUGGUUCCCCUGGCCAGACGGAGUGUGGUUGCCAGUUCACCUCCAAACUGGAAGGCAUGUUCCGGGACAUGAGCAUCUCAAACACAACCAUGGACGAGUUCCGCCAACACCUACAGUCAACAGCGGUGAGACACAGAGACACACUCCCAGAACCAGUCCAGUGUUGGUUCUGGGGAACAUAGAGCUCGCCAGCUUGUAGUCCUAAAAAAACAGAAAUUAGUUACUUCUGGUUCGUUCAGCCAUUCCUAAGGGGAAAGAAAAUGGUUUUGGGAUAAACUCUGAAAAUAAGGUCUGAGGUUAACACAGGCUUAGGAGAUCGUAUAUGUUUUUUUUUCUAUGAGAUAAUAUCGGUCCGUCAACAUGACAUUUAUGAAUUAUGAAGCCUUUUAUGUGCUCUUUUUAUUACAUAAACGCUUAAACAUUCACAAAAAGUGAUGUUAGCUGAUGAAGAUUAGCUCAUAGAACAAAACGUAUAAGAUCUCCUAAGCCUGUGUUUACCACAGACCUUAUUUUCGGCGUUUAUCAAAAAACCCUACAAAAACUCCCAUGGGGAGUUUGUCCAACUAACAAAAAGAUUUAACCUAGCCAUUGCUCGCUCAAAGCGAAGAGCACAUCGUGUGAAGCUUUUGAUAGUCAUUCUGACCGUUGGGAACCUCAGUGAAAGACGUAGAUCAAACUUUCAUCCCCAGGUGUCGUUGGGCGGAGUUGAUCUCACAGUGAGGGUAUUGACUACAGGUUACUGGCCAACGCAGUCCGCCACGCCCAAAUGUAAUAUCCCCCCUUCGCCUCGACAUGCAUUUGAAGUCUUUAGAAGGUUUGUCGAUCUCCUCCUUGUCCUUCACUGUAUCUAAUUUACUUUGCAUAGCAAAGGCCAUAUAUUCUCUGCUGCAGGUUAUGGAAGCGGGGCUCUGUGCAUCGUUUGUCUGUGUUUAUCUUUAACGCUGUAGCGUGUGACUGUCCUCUCUGGCUCUGCGGCCAUAGAUUUUAUCUGGCCAAGCACAGCGGCAGGCAGCUCACGUUGCAGCAUCACAUGGGCUCUGCAGACCUCAACGCCACCUUCUACGGCCCAAUCAAAAAGGUAUGCAGGGGACAGCCUUUGCCUGACUGACUGGCUGGCAGGCAGACUGAUGCACGCACACACACCAGUAAUGUCAACAUCAGGCCUUGAUAACAGCAGGUGUAUCAGGGAUGUGUGGGGGGUGAGGCUAAGCUAUUAACAUUUCACACAUUUGUGUUUACAUAAGCAUGACAUAGUUAGUGAUUGAACAGAGGCUGCAUUGAUGAUUACUCCUGUGUGACUGAGUUACCUGAAGGCGGCCGGUGGUGACCACUCUCUCAUCUCCUCUCCCCCCAGGAGGACGGCUCAGAGGUGGGGGUGGGCGGCGCCCAGGUAACAGGCUCCAACACCAGGAAGCACAUACUGCAGGUGUCCACCUUCCAGAUGACAAUACUAAUGCUCUUCAACAACCGGGAGAAGUCCAUGUUUGAGGUACAGCCCUGAAUUGAAUGCGUAGCCCCUCACUGAAUAAAUUAAAGUUUGUAAGGGGGGCUGUAUUUGGGCAAUGUGAUGUCUUUAUAUGUGCAGGAUGUUGAUGUUUGUGGUCUGGCAAUGUCUUUCCCUGAGGGGAUAAAUAAAGUUAUAUUGAAUAGAAAAAGUUAUACACUCUUGUUUCUCUAUAAACAUAAUGUAUUAUUUGGUUUCAGUAUAGUGCAGUCAUGGAUCAAAGGAUCGCUCUGCCUCAUCUCCCUCUCUCCUCUUUGUCCCCAUCUCUCACUCUCUGCUGUGUAGGAGAUCCAGCAGGAGACAGACAUUCCGGAGAGGGAGCUGGUGCGAGCGCUGCAGUCACUGGCCUGCGGGAAGCCCACCCAGCGCGUCCUCACCAAAGAGCCCAAAUCCAAGGAGAUCGAGAACGGCCACGUGUUCACCGUCAAUGACCAGUUCACCUCCAAGCUGCACCGUGUCAAGAUCCAGACAGGUAAACAAACCCAGUUAGCCAUACAGACCGGUCUUGUGGAACACCGAUUCAAAUAUCUAAGGCAUGCAUAACCGAAAUGGCACAAAAACAACCAGGAUUUAUUUUGUUUCAACCUUGCUUUCUGAAGCAUUGCGUUGGGGCGUUGAACUGUAUGCACAAUGCAUUCUGAAAGUUUUCAGACCCCUUGACUUUUUCCAAAUUUUGUUACGUUACAGCCUUAUUCUAAAAUUGAUUAAAAUACCCAAUAAUGACAGAGCAAAAACAUGUAUUUAAUUUUUUUGCAAAUGUAUUACAAAUAAAAAACAGAAACCUUAUUUACAUAAGUAUUCAGACCCUUUGCUAUGAGACUCGAAAUUGAGCCCAGGUGCAUCCUGUUUCCAUUGAUCACCCUUGAGAUGUUUCUACAUUUGAUUGGAUUCCACCUGUGGUAAAUUCAAUUGAUUGGACAUGAUUUGGAAAGGCACACACCUGUCUAUAUAAGGUCCCACAGUUGACAGUGCAUGUCAGAGCAAAAACCAAGCCAUGAGGUUGAAGGAAUUGUCCGUAGAGCUCCGAGACAGGAUUGUGUCGAGGCACAGAUCUGGGGAAGAGUACCAAAACAUUUCUGCAGCAUUGAAGGUCCACAGUGGCCUCCAUCAUUCUUAAAUGAGAGGUUUAGAACCACCAAGAUUCUUCCUAGAGCUGGUUGUCCGGCCAAACUGAGCAAUCGGGGGAGAAGGGCCUUGGUCAGGGAGGUGACCAAGAGCCCGAUGGUCACACUGACAGAGCUCUAGAGUUCCUCUGUGGAGAUGGGAGAACCUUCCAGAAGGACAACCAUCUCUGCAGCACUCCACCAAUCAGGCCUUCAUGGUAGAGUGGCCAGACUGAAGCCACUCCUCAGUAAAAGGCACAUGACAGCCCGCUUGGAGUUUGCCAAAAGGCACCUAAAGGACUCUCAGACCAUGAGAAACAAGAUUCUCUGAUAUGAUGAAACCAAGAUUGAACUCUUUGGCCUGAAUGCCAAGCGUCAUGUCUGGAGGAAACCUGGCACCAUCCCUACGGUGAAGCAUGGUGGUGGCAGCAUCAUGCUGUGGGGAGGUUUUUCAGCGGCAGGGACUGGGAAACUAGUCAGGAUCGAGGGAAAGAUGAACGGAGCAAAGUACAGAGAGAUCCUUGAUGAAAACCUGCUCCAGAGCACUCAGGAUUUCAGAUUGGGGCGAAGGUUCACCUUCCAACAGGAUAACGACCCUAAGCACACAGCCAAGACAAUGCAGGAGUAGCUUCGGGACAAGUCUCUGAAUGUCCUUGAGUGGCCCAGCCAGAGCCCGGACUUGAACCCGAUCGAACAUCUCUGGAGAGACCUGAAAAUAGCUGUGCAGCAACGCUCCCCAUCCAACUUGACAGAGCUUGAGAGGAUAUGCAGAGAAGAAUGGGAGAAACUCCCCAAAUACAGGUGUACCAAGCUUGUAGCGUCAUACCCAAGAAGAGUAGGCUGUAAUCGCUGCCAAAGGUGCUUCAACAAAGUAAUGAGUAAAGGGUCUGAAAACGUACGUAAAUUUGAUAUUUCCGGGUUCCAUUCCAGAAUAAGGCUGUAACAAAAUGUGGAAAAGGUCAAGGGAUCUGAAUACUUUCCGAAUGCACUGUAUACCAACCUUCUUGGGUAAUUCUACCCACAGAACUAUAACAAGAUUAUAUUUAGGUUAAUCUACCUCUCAGGUACUCUACAUGACCCAAAGUAUGUGGACACCUGCUCGUCGAACAUCUCAUUCCAAAAUCAUGGGCCUUAAUAUGGAGUUGGUCCCCCCUUUACUGCUAUAACAGCCUCCACUCUUCUGGGAAGGCUUUCCACUAGAUGUUGGAACAUUGCUGCAGGGACAUGCUUGCAUUCAGCCACGAGCAUUAGUAAGGUCGGGCACUGAUGUUGGGCGAUUAGGCCUGGCUCGCAGUUGGCAUUCCAAUUAAUCCCGAAGGUGUUCGAUGGGGUUGAGGUCAGAGCUCGGUGCAGGCCAGUCAAGUUCUUCUGCACCGAUGUCGACAAACCAUGUCUGUAUGGGCCUCGCUUUGUGCACAGGGGCAUUGUCAUGCUGAAACGGGAAAGGGCCUUCCCCAAACUGUUGCCACAAAGUUGGAAGCACAGAAUCGUCUAGAAUGUCAUUGUAUGCUGUAGCGUUAAGAUUACCCUUUACUGGAACUAAGGGGCCUAGCCCGAACCAUGAAAAACAGCCCCAGACCAUUAUUCCUCCUCCACCAAACUUUACAGUUGGCACUAUGCAUUUGGGGAGGUAGCGUUCUCCUGGCAUCCGCCAAACCCAGAUUUGUCCGUCGGACUGCCAGAUGGUGAAGCAUGAUUCAUUACUCCAGAGAACACGUUUCCACUGCUCCGGAGUCCAAUGCCGGCAGGCUUCACACCACUACAGCCGACACUUGCGCAUGGUGAUCUUAGGCUUGUGUGCGGCUGCUUGGCCAUGGAAACACAUUUCACGAAGCUCCCGACGAACAGUUCUUGUGCUGACGUUGCUUCCAGAGGCAGUUUGGAACUCAGUAGUGAGUGUUGCAUCCGAGGACAGAUUAUUUUUACGCGCUUCAGCACUCGGCGGUCCCGUUCUGUGAGCUUGUGUGGCCUACCACUUCGCGGCUGAGCCGUUGUUGCUCCUAGACGUUUCCACUUCACAAUAACAGCACUUACAGUGGACCAGGGCAGACAUUUGACUCACUGACUUGUUGGAAAGGUGGCAUCCUAUGACGGUGACAAGUUGAAAGUCACUGAGCUCUUCAGUACGGGCCAUUCUACUGCCAAUGUUUGUCUAUGAAGAUUGCAUGGCUGUGUGCUCGAUUUUAUACACCUGUCAGCAACGGGUGUGGCUGAAAUAGCUGAAUCCACUAAUUGGAAGGGGUGUCCACAUACUUUUGUAUAGUGUCGUUUUAGUGAAAAACCCCACUGAUCUCCACUCAUCUGAAUAGCCCAGCCACAGGUUUACCUGUGUAGCGUGAAUGAUAUAGUCAUGUGCAUGUAGCCGUCAUAUGUGGUUCCCGGCUGAAACCGGUUUUCCUUGUGUCGGCCGCUAGUCGCCGCUAAGCAAGGAGAGUCGGACCCGGAGAGGAAGGAGACGCGGCAGAAAGUGGACGACGACAGGAAGCACGAGAUUGAGGCGGCCAUCGUCCGCAUCAUGAAGUCUAGAAAGAAGAUGCAGCAUAAUGUACUAGUAGCAGAGGUCAGUGGAAUACAGUGUAUGAACAUUGAGGUGUUUCGGGGUACACUUGGUUGUACCUGUCAGUAUUUAAUUAAUGUCAGUAAUUCGAUGUGAGAUCCGGUUCUGAUUGUGUCUGUGUUUGUACCGUCUCUCCAGGUCACCCAGCAGCUGCGGUCGCGAUUCCUCCCCAGUCCUGUAGUCAUCAAGAAGCGCAUUGAAGGACUCAUUGAGCGGGAAUAUUUGGCGCGGACACCGGAGGAUCGCAAAGUGUACACUUAUGUAGCAUAA